Molecule: messenger RNA, 1741 nt
Organism: Aspergillus alliaceus
Lineage: Eukaryota; Fungi; Ascomycota; Eurotiomycetes; Eurotiales; Aspergillaceae
Product: Zn(II)2Cys6 transcription factor domain-containing protein
Exons: 3
Coding region: 269-1696 (475 amino acids)
Biological process (GO): regulation of transcription by RNA polymerase II
Molecular function (GO): zinc ion binding; DNA-binding transcription activator activity, RNA polymerase II-specific
Source: RefSeq, a predicted model, not a curated record
UGAUAGACUACCUAAUCAACUAUUGAUUCAGCUGAGUUCCUUACACAAUAAUCAUUCUCGGGGGCUCUAUUUGCCUCGUGUUCAAGCACUGCCGGGUGGAAGUCAAUCCUCAAGUGGAACGGACGACGGUUGGAUAAGACCACAGCAAAGAAAUACGAGCUCUUGGCGAGAUUGCCCGUUUCGAGCGGGUGACCCUCUUUCAGGCAGGGGCUCGUAUUCUCGUUUCCUUUUCUUCAGCCAACUCCUUCGUCGACGUUGUCCCCCAUCUAUGCAACCCAAGCAUUCCCUACUACCUCAGAUGGUCAACACGAUUAUGCACAGUGAUAUCUCUCCGCACGGCGCUACUCACUGGGCGGAGGGAGGCUAUCUGUCGGCAUUCCGAGCCCAAUCCGCACUAAGACGAACUACUGCAGGGCUAGACCUCCAUCAGAGUGGGCCAAUGGUGAGGGUACUUGGCCUAGCGCGGCGAGGAAGCAAGACUCGACGCACACAUCACAAAUCCAGAAGUGGCUGCAGGAAUUGUAAAAGCCGGCGAGUCAAGUGUGAUGAAACCCGACCAGAAUGCACGCGAUGCCAGGUCUAUGGUGUCACCUGUGACUACAAUCUGGCCCAGUAUAAGGAUGCCAGACAACAAUCGGUCGCCGCAGCCUCGCGCAACGGCCCGCUGCAUCGCAAUGCGUCCUUGGCAUUCGAUGCAAUGACGGCCAAUAUCGACGCGGUGCUGCAGGUCGGCCUGAGCGACGAACACCGUCACCUUCCUGGCUCCUCGGGAGGAGACAAUCUUGGCGUACUGGGCCUGGACAUUCUUACCCACUUUUCACGAAUGGUCGCAGUCUACACGCCGAGGUUCGCCCACUUGAAGCAGGUCUUUCGAGAACGUACCUUCUACAUAGCUCUAUCGGAACCCUGCCUCUUAUAUGCUAUGCUAGCGGCAGCGAGCACCCACAGAACCAGCGUCUUGCCAUCCGAUCCAAGUCAGAGCAUGGUCGCCGCGCAACUUCGGCACGACGCGGCACGGAUGUAUCGACAGGAGCUACAAUCACCCAUCGGCCGGCACAACAUGGACGUGUUGAUGUCGACCUGUAUCCUCAUCGGCAUGUUCUCCUUUUUCAAGGAGAGGAUAGACCCAAGCGAGUCCUGGGUGCUGUCAGAUGACUCUAGCGCCAUGAACUGGCUGUCUGUCCAAGGUGGACUGCGAUGUCUCAUCGAACUAGUCAACCCGUGGCUCAAUGAAAGCAUCUGGAGUGACGCAUUCAAAGUGGCCAGCACCUACGAAUUCUACGACGACCACCGAAUGGGCCGUGAAGACCUCGAUCCGGAUCUGGCCGACCUAUGUGACAUCAACGACGAAACCACCGAAGAAACGAACACGUACCACUGGCCCCUGCGGAUGCUGUGCCCGUUACUGCGGAUGCCUCGGCAUCAGCCGGAAGAUUCUCGCAUCACCAACUUCAUGGGCCGGCUGGAGCCGGGUUUCCUCGUCUUGCUGGGGGCCAAAGAUCCGCGUGCCCUGCUUUUAUUGGCAUACUGGCUAGCGCUCAUGUGCUCGUCCGUCCAUGAGUGGUGGGUGGAUGCUCGAGUUCGGUCCGAAUGUCAGGCGAUCUGUAUGUACCUGGAAUGGCAUGGCGAUCAGAGAAUUGUGGAUUUGCUGGAGUUUCCGGCUACGGUUUGUGGGUAUCGAUCAAAAAUGGACUAGAUCGAAAGCCGCGUGUCCCAGUGCUCCUGUAUUGGUUCGACUUUU